AUGGUGACAGCACCUUGUCAAGAGGCAGAGGAUGAUCUUGAUUACAAGGCAGAGUCUGGUUACGUUCUAGUUAUAAAUAACUUCGUCUUUCCUAAGAGGCGAGAUGUUUAACGCUAUGGGUCACAGCAAGAUGUGAAAAAUCUUAUUAGUCUCUUUGAUGAUUUCAACUUCAAAACCUGAAUAGUGGAGAACAUGAAUCAAAGUCAAAUGGUGGAAAUACUCAGAAAAACCGCAGAGAAAGACUUCACCAAAUAUGAUUGUUUUCUUUGCAUAAUCCUCAGCCAUGGUCUUGACGAUGGAAUUUAUGGAACUGAUAAGGAGGUGAUUAAAACUGAAGCAAUCACUUCCUAUUUUCACCGAGAUGCAUGUCCAUCGCUUGAAGGGAAACCAAAGAUAUUUUUGAUCUAAGCUUUCCGUGGCAUUCAACAGGACAAGGUAUCGAUCGAGAGCGAUAGUGAACCUGUUCCACAUGCAGGGUCUCGUCCGCCAGCUGAUGCUGAUUUUCUUAUUUGUUUUGCCUCUUCCCCUGGUCACCAAUGUUACAGGUAG
Stylophora pistillata is the source of this 549-nucleotide messenger RNA. RefSeq names its product caspase-7-like. The record is from RefSeq and is a predicted model, not a curated record. Lineage: Eukaryota; Metazoa; Cnidaria; Anthozoa; Scleractinia; Pocilloporidae.